Messenger RNA from Poecilia latipinna (sailfin molly), 3339 nucleotides. RefSeq names its product endophilin-B1-like. The record is from RefSeq and is a predicted model, not a curated record. The transcript is spliced from 10 exons. The coding region runs from base 957 to 2423 and encodes 488 amino acids. Gene Ontology annotation, molecular function: protein binding. Gene Ontology annotation, cellular component: cytoplasm. Lineage: Eukaryota; Metazoa; Chordata; Actinopteri; Cyprinodontiformes; Poeciliidae.
CUGCUAGCGCUCAGAGGUUCAAGAAAACUCGGCACGGCUACCGCAGGGCAGUGAGGUUGCAUGCUGAAAUUUUGUUUGCGGAGCAGUCUCCAUUAUGGGUUCAGACACUCAGAGAGUCGCUGUGUUUGUUAUUAUGGUAUUUCUUCUUUUAGUUAACUCAUGGCUGUUUUUGCAGCUUACUUUGAGCUAGAAUGCGUAAGGUAUUUUUGUGUUGAAGUGCUGUUGACUUAAAAGUUUUUUCUCUCCUUUUCAAAUUUAUGUUUUGUUUUGCAUUCCAUGUGUAAUUUUAUACUUAUAAGCAAGUCCAACAUUUUGUGGAGAGAUUAUGCUUUUAUUGUGAACUUGAACAGGAAGUCUAAUUUAAUCUUUCACGUCAUUACAUUGUCUCAGGACUUUCGUCAUGCUUACGUCGGUGUAAACAGUUUAGCGCAUGCUAAAUGAUGGUACAUCGUCUGACAUUUUAAUGGCUGUCCGAAGCAUUUAUUUAAGUUAUCCCGGACUAUAAUGAAACAAUAGCGUCCUUUAGAGACAGAAAUUAAAAACCUGACGUUACAGCAACGCCAGUCACUUUUCUGAGCGUCCUUUAUUGACCCUUAGGAGACAAGUGGAUAAUAGGUAAAUACUGACGGCGGUAAACAAGGGAGCAGGUGCGUGUGGAGCCUCUUAACAUCUCCGACGUCACUCUGUCAGUCUCUAUGUAUGGCAAGCCGUUAGAAUCAAUAAUACCCCGUAUAUUAACGUGUUGUAAAUAGCCGGAUGCGACGUUUUUUCUCCCAGCCAGGCUGAGUAUCUCAACGGCUUGCCGUGCUUGCAAAGGUGUUAGCGGGCUGAGGCGAUGCGUGGGUCAGCGAGUGGCUCUUGGAGGUGAACAUUUGCUUUAGUGACCGGGGUUAACUCGGUGCCCCCUCCGCCGCCACGCCUCCCCGGAGACGACGGCCGACCUUGAGGACUCCGUCAUGGACCUGACGCGACUGGCUGUGGAUGCUGGCCAGUUCAUUAACCGAGCUGUCCAGUACACCGGAGAGAGCCUCGGCCAGGCGGAUAAGACCGAGCUGGACCCCGGGCUGGAGGGACUCCUGGCUCAGGCGGACGCCACCAAGACCUGGACGGACUCAAUCAUUUCUCAAACCGAGGUGCUACUGCAACCUAGUCUAGGAGCUCGAUUAGAGGACCGACUGUACGAGCAUCUGGAAUGGAGCGCCACGCCUCGACCCCGAGCGCACGAGUUACUGGGGGAUCAAAUGACCCAGGCUGGGCUGGAGAUCGGAUCGAACACACCCUACGGAACAGCUCUGAUAAGGUUCGGCGAGGCCCAGAAGCAGCUGGGAGAAGCCGAGAGGAAGUUUGCAGAAUCCACAAACAUUCACUUUCUCACCCCGCUGAAGAGUUUCACGGAGGGUGAAUACAGAGCCAUCCAGAAUGAGCGUAAGAUGUUGGUGAACAAGCGUUUGGACUUGGACAUAGCCAAGACCAGGCUGAGGAAAGCCCAUGAAGCAGACAGAGAGGCCAGGAACCUGAAUGCGAACCCGUUGGAUGACGACUACCUGUCUCACGUUUCCUACAUGUUCAGCUUCCUGCGUGUUAAGUGGCUUAAGAUAUGGGCUCAGGAAAUCUCUCAGGCCGAGAUGGAGCUGAGGAUCUGUCAGAGUCUUUUCGAUCAGCAGUCAGAAAUCACAAGACGGGCUCUCGAAGGAAUCAGCAACACACACAUCAACCACAUGCGGAGCCUUGCGGACUUUGUGGAUGGUCAGGCGUCAUUUUUCGCUCAGGGCAACCAACACGCUCAGGAACUGCAGAGACAGAUGUCCAGGAUUCCAGCUGUCUUUUGCUCUGAUAACUGGCAAUCAGUGGUUAAUAACGAGCCACCAAUCAGCAGCCAUGUUGCCGGUGAGCCUGUCGGGUUGGAUCAGGUCGCUCCGGUUCCCAAAGCAUCUCGCCAGCUGCCAGACUUUGACCAGGACUCGUGGACUCUUGCCGUCAAUCCUAAAACUGAAACAGAUCUCUUUUCAUCUGAUCAUGCAAACAACAAUAACAACAACAACAACAGCGCCUUUGGUACUCCCGGUCAAUCAAGCGGUCACCAAGCAGCUGUUAAAAAUCAACUAUUUACAGACCAAACAUUCGAUCUUGUAUUUACAUCCAACCAAUCAGAUGAGCUUCCUUCACCCAGCAGGACAAAUCAGGGAAUAAAUAGUUUGCCUUCUGCUGCGAGAGACUCUACCCGGGCGUCCAAUGCAACUUUUACCAAUGGUGCCGCAACAGCGGUCGCGUCGCCUCCUCCUCAAGGAAGCGCGAUCCACAAUGAGACUCAGACGGGAGACGCCGAAGCUGCUGACAUCACAGCAUCCACUGAUGUGGUUCCUGAUUCCCAAACAGCCAAUGAAACUCAUGAGCGGCCAGUCAACAACGGAGAAGAUGUCUAGUUGGGGGUUGUGACAAUUUAGAGCACUUCACAUUUGGUUCUCACAAUAUCUGGAGCUACUGCUCUAUUUAGAUGACUCAAACAUUAGUUGUGCCGAGCCGGAUUAAUUAUCCUCAUGGAGACUCCAUAGUAAUUGUAAGAGUGCUUGUUUUAGAGGGCUCAUGUCGUCAUUUUUAUAACUUUUUUUUCUUCUCGGUUGCGUUUUGGAUAGUUGCAUUAAUUUCAACGUCAAAGAAAACGAGCAAAAAGCAGCUGGAUUUGCCAGGAGGUGAUGAUGUUGCGGAGGGAACACAUAAUUGACACAUGUGCCACCCAAGAAGAUCAGAGUAUCACCAAAGUCUUCAGCUAGAAUGCAAGUUCGUAAAGUAAAGAUUUAUGAACUUUGCUUUAUGGAAAGCAAAGUGAUUUGCCAGUGAGGAGAUGGAAGCCAGCAGAAAUAUUAGCUCGAAGACUUAACUGACCGGCUCCUUACUCCAAGAUUUAAAAGUGCUCUGCAGCAGGUUUUGACCAACAUUGUCACUAUGAUGCAAAUGGGUGUCAGCAAGUACACAUUUCACAACUGUGUCGACAGCUUUAUAGUGGUUGCGUAAAAAAUUAGAGAUAAUGAAUGAAAUUAGCUGAGGAUCUCGUUUUUCUACAGAUAAUUAGCCCUAGGGGGCUUCCCAUCUGUCAUGGAACUAAAACUCUGUAAUCUAGUUAUCUUACAACAUGUGUGGUCAUAAAAAGUCACUUUAAUCCAGUUCCACAAAUGGCAGCUGAAGGGGAAGUUUAAAAUGCUGCCACAAAAUCUGUCAUUCAUUUGGCUCAGACAUGGAGAAAAGUUGCUGCUCUGAAUAAUUUUUGUGGAGAACAUGAAGGGAAUUUAAUAAGAUUGGAGACAUUUCAUGCUUUCAUCUGUGGUAACGUCUGAGAUAAAA